ACAUGGUUUAAUGCUGGUUCACAGGUACAGGCAAAAAUCACAAUUGUCCCUAAGCAAAAAGUCAUGGAGAUUCAAUAAAGAACAUUUCAGAAAAUUUACCAAACAUUACUGAUUGUUUAGUACUUAACGAGUACCUUUCUUGACGAUUAAAAUGGCUUUCCUCAACCCAAAGACGAUAAAGAAAAGGAAAAAGACAAAGAAAAUUGGCUUGUAUUGAAAGUAAACUUAGACUCAGCAGUUACCUAUGGACAAAACCAGAUUUCUGAUCUGGUUGACUGGAAGAAACUUUAAGUGAAAAACUAAUUGUUAUUAAUGAAAACUAUUCCACGAUUUCUUUAGCAAUAAGGCCAUCCAUCUGGGGUAAGACAAAUAUUUCUAAAUUUACCUUUCUAUAAUAAGGGGUACUAAAAGUUUUCUAAAUGUUCCUGGGUUGUUGACAAUUUUAUUAGAGGUCCAGGGAGAUUUUCUCUAGUUCUUUUAAAGGGCAUCCCAAAUAUUCCCAAAUGGAUUUCUGCCUUUGUAAGAACAAUCCUACUGAAUUCCAAACUCACCCAAACAAAUAGGCUUAGUAAUUAAGCCCUAAGGGUUGAUAGUUCCUACCCAAUUCUAGCCCUGCUCCUUACAGUAUAAAUUCAUCAGUAAUAGAAACUCACAUUUAUGUGAAAUGCUGCAGUAAAUUUACAUGUCUGUCAGCUGGUAGAACAAUACAGUUCCCUUAAAGAUAAUAGACCUGAGACUUAUGGGGCUAACUGAUGUGGUAAAAACUCUCAUCUCUCUCUUUAAAAUGUGAUACCAGUAUGUGUUCUAUUUCAGUUUAAUCAUUAAUUUAAAUUCAUGCCUUCCAUUCUUGUUUAUAAGAAUUCCUCCUGAACUUAGCUAAUUCAUAAAUUAGAACUGAAAGAAAUGGACUACAUGACCUUAAAGGCCUCUUCCACAGCACAAAAUUAUGAUCCUAAUGUACUUCUGAAUUAAUCAAGAGCUGAAUAAAUGAGAAAUAUAAACUGAGAAUUUUGUUUGUUUUGUGAGAAAGAUUUUUUUCUCUCGGCCAAAGGGAAUUCUAGAGUAUCUUGGCAUUGAAGACUAAAGAAGAUAUCUUUCCUUUCCUUUUGUAUCACAUUCUCUAAAACAGGCAGCCUUUAUGUGAGUGUCAAAAUACUAAGUUACCAACUGCUAGAGGACAGAGUAUUUAAAUUUCUUGACACAAAUCUAUUAUCAGUACUCAUUUUCUGGGCCUGUUUCCAAAAGGAAAUGAAUAUUAUCACAUCCUUUGUAGGUAUUCCCCUUGCCCCCUCCCUUUCCCCCCACCCCCGAGUUUAUGGCUUUUAAAGAUUAAUCAGUCAUUUGCAAUGGAAGGAAGUAUGACCUUUCUUUGAACAAGAUUUUCUUCUGCAUUUUGAACUUUCAUUUACAACCACCAUAGGAAAACUAUGAACAUUUAAAAGCCCUCUGAGAUGCAAACAAAAAUUCCACCUGCCCCCACAUCUUGAUCUUUUUUAUUUCCUGAGCAGUAAGCUCUUUCUUCAAAUUGUAUCAGCAGCUUCAAAGUGUUAAAACCUAAAACUUGGCUCUCUUGUUUGAUAUGGCUGAUUGUGAAUUCCAUUAUGUUCACAUGCUAGCCCAGGACUACUUGAAGCAUGUUCAACAAAUGCCACGACUGGGAUCAUGUCUACAUAGGACAUCUCAAAUACUUCAAAAAGUUGCUUUCUCUGUCCAAGAAGAAGUUGAAAAGGAUAUGGAAACAUUCUUGAGCACUUUGGACAUUACUUCUGUAGAUUGUGCCAGAAGAAUUUUCAACAGUGUUAUGGAAAAGGAAUUUGAGGAUGGCAUCAUCAACUGGGGACGGAUUGUCACCAUAUUUGCUUUUGGGGGAAUUCUCAUUAAGAAACUUCUGAGACACAGAGCUCCACUGACUAUGGACACUCAUGAAGAAAUUUCUCAUUUUAUUGCUGAGUUCAUAAUGAACAACAUAGCAGAAUGGAUAAGACAAAAUGGAGGAUGGGAAAAUGGCUUCAUAAAGAACUUUGAACCCAAUAUGGUAUGGCCAAACUUCACAGAUAUUUCAACAAAGAUCUGGAAUGUAUUUUCCUUUCUGAAGUAAUCUCUUUCAACUGAAAAGAAUCAACUUGUAUUGUGACACCUGACUACUCUAAAACACCGGCUAAUACAAGAACGCUGGUCAAGAUUUGCUUCUUAUGGACAUGACCAAUCUCUUGCGGAAUCUAUGACAAUUUAAAAAAUCAGCAUUUUUAUUAACAAACUGAGUGUAUGUCUAUAAAUUUGGAUAAAUUUUGCUUGGAGUAGUAGCUUUAAGUUCUGAGUUAGUAGAGCAGCAUAGUAAGAUACAAGCUCUGUGUCUUAUUACUUCAUUAAUAUGUUCAUUUGACAGAAACACACCAAGCCUCAAAUAUAAUUAUCAAUAAAUGUAUACUGAUAUGCUCUUUCUAUAUACUGUUGUACUAGUUCCAAUCUUUCUUGAAAAUAGAGCUGGUUACAUUAUUUACAAAUAUCUUCAAUGACUCUUAAGGAUUUCCAAAUAAAGUUCAAUUCUUCUCCA
Sarcophilus harrisii (Tasmanian devil) is the source of this 2554-nucleotide messenger RNA. Its product is annotated as 5-formyltetrahydrofolate cyclo-ligase-like. Gene Ontology annotation, molecular function: 5-formyltetrahydrofolate cyclo-ligase activity; channel activity; protein heterodimerization activity. Bases 1580 to 2098 code for a protein of 172 amino acids. The record is from RefSeq and is a predicted model, not a curated record. Gene Ontology annotation, cellular component: mitochondrion; mitochondrial outer membrane. The transcript has 2 exons. Gene Ontology annotation, biological process: extrinsic apoptotic signaling pathway in absence of ligand; folic acid-containing compound biosynthetic process; intrinsic apoptotic signaling pathway in response to DNA damage. NCBI's taxonomy places the organism in Eukaryota, Metazoa, Chordata, Mammalia, Dasyuromorphia, Dasyuridae.